GGGCCCCCGGGUGGGAGGCCCGGGUUCCGCUCCGGGGCCCCGGGGCCCCGCGAUGACGCCGCGAGCUCGGCCCUCGGGCUGCGCGCCGGCCGCGUCCCCGCCUGCUCGGCCUGGGGGGCGGUCUUCGGCCUCCCGGGCCCGACGCCCCCUUGUCUUCGUUCUCGGAGGCCGGUCAGAGAAACAUGGCAGCUAGGCGAAUUGCACAGGAGACUUUUGAUGCUGUUUUGCAAGAAAAAGCUAACCGAUAUCACAUGGACCCCAGUGGUGAGGCCGUAGGUGAAGCUCUUCAGUUUAAAGCUCAAGAUCUUCUAAGGACAGUCCCAAGAGCCAGAGCAGAUAUGUAUGAUGACAUUCCUAGUGACAGCAGAUAUACUCUGGCUGGAUCUGUAGCCCAUGCUCGAGACACUGGAAGAGAAAGCCUGCGAGGUGAUGUAUUUCCAGGACCUUCCUUCAGAUCAAGCAAUCCUUCUGUAAGUGAAGACAACUACUUUCGCAAAGAGUGUGGCCGGGAUCUGGAAUUUUCCCACCCUGAAUCCCGAGACCAGGUUUUUGGCCACCGGAAAUUGGGACAUUUCCGUUCUCAGGACUGGAAAUUUGCACUCCGUGGCUCUUGGGAACAAGACUUUGCCCACCCCGUUUCUCAAGAAUCCCCUUGGUCACAGGAGUAUAAUUUUGGUCCUUCUGCACUCCUGGGGGACUUUGGUUCCUCCAGGCUGAUUGAGAAAGAGUGUUUGGAGAAAGAGAGUCGGGAUUAUGAUGUGGACCGUCCAGCGGAGGCAGACUCUGUGCUCAGGGGCAGUGCCCAAGUCCAGGGCAGAGGCCGAGGUCUAAACAUCGUUGACCAGGAAGGGGCCCUUUUAGGAAAGGGAGAGACUCAGGGCUUGCUCCCAACUAAAGGGGGAGUUGGGAAACUUGUCACACUAAGAAGUGUGAGCACAAAGAAAGUACCCACUGUAAAUCGUAUUACUCCCAAAACUCAGGGCACCAACCAAAUCCAGAAAACCACCUCAAGUCCUGAUGUGACCCUGGGGACAAACCCAGGGACAGAAGAUAUCCAGUUUCCCACUCAGAUCCCUUUGGGGCUUAAUCUGAAGGAUAUUCGGCUCCCCAGAAGAAAGAUGAGCUUUGACCUCAUAGAUAAGUCUGAUGUCUUUUCAAGAUUUGGGAUAGAAAUAAUCAAAUGGGCAGGAUUUCACACCAUAAAAGAUGAUGUUAAAUUUUCCCAGCUUUUCCAGACUCUCUUUGAACUCGAAACCGAAACCUGUGCUAAAAUGCUUGCUUCGUUCAAAUGCUCCUUAAAACCAGAGCACCGAGAUUUUUGCUUUUUUACUAUCAAAUUUUUAAAGCACUCUGCUUUGAAAACACCCAGAGUUGAUAACGAGUUUUUAAACAUGCUUUUAGACAAAGGUGCUGUGAAGACCAAAAAUUGCUUUUUUGAAAUCAUAAAGCCCUUUGACAAGUACAUCAUGAGGCUUCAAGACCGGCUCCUGAAGAGUGUCACACCCCUGCUCAUGGCAUGCAACGCCUAUGAGCUGAGUGUCAAGAUGAAGACCCUUAGUAACCCCCUGGACUUGGCUGUUGCCCUGGAGACCACCAAUUCUCUCUGCCGGAAAUCUUUAGCCCUUUUGGGACAGACUUUCUCCUUGGCCUCCUCUUUCCGGCAAGAGAAAAUCUUAGAAGCCGUGGGCCUCCAAGAUAUAGCUCCCUCUCCUGCCGCAUUUCCAAAUUUCGAAGACUCUACUCUGUUUGGGAGAGAGUACAUCGAUCACCUGAAGGCCUGGCUGGUCAGCAGUGGGUGUCCCCUCCAGGUCAAGAAAGCUGAACCUGAGCCAGCCCAAGAGGAGGAGAAAAUGGCUCCUCCUACCAAACCCGAAGUUCAGGCCAAGGCUCCGAGUGGUCUGAGUGAUGCGGUACCCCAGAGAGCGGAUCACAAGGUGGUGGACACCAUCGACCAACUGGUCACUCGUGUUGUUGAAGGCAGCUUGUCUCCCAAAGAGAGAGCUCUUCUCAAGGAGGACCCUGCUUACUGGUUUCUGUCUGAUGACAGUAGUCUGGAGUACAAGUAUUACAAACUGAAGCUGGCAGAAGUGCAGCGGGUCAGCCACACCUUGCCGGGAGCAGAUCAAAAGCCGACAGCAGCCGAGUGUGCAGUCCGGGCCAUGCUGUACGCCCGGGCCAUCCGGAGCCUCAAGAAGAGGCUCCUCCCAGGCCGGCGGCGGGGGGGGCUGCUCCGCACCCAAGGGCUCCGGGGCUGGAAGGUGAGGAGAACAACCACUGGGACCCAGACCCUCCUCUCCUCAGGCACCAGACUGAAACACCAUGGCCGGCAGGCUCCAGGUUCAUUGCAGGGAAAGCUGUCCCAGCCAGACGGAAAUGAUACUGCCAAGGACUGCCCACCUGACCCGGCCGGACCCUCUCCUGGGGACCCCAGCCCAGAAGCCUCGGGCCCAUCCCCCAAGCCGGCAGGAGUGGAAGUCUCUGGAGCCCCUCAAACCUCGUCUCCCUGCCCAUCUGUUGACGUUGACACAAAGACCAUGGAGACUGCGGAGAAACUGGCCAGAUUUGUUGCUCAGGUGGGACCAGAGAUUGAACAGUUCAGCAUAGAAAACAGCACCGACAACCCCGACUUGUGGUUUCUCCAUGACCAAAAUAGUUCAGCCUUCAAAUUCUAUCGAAAGAAAGUAUUUGAACUAUGCCCGUCGAUUUGUUUUACAUCGUCUCCACUGAACCUCCACACUGGUGAGGGCGCGGAUUCUCAGGAAGGCCCCCUUGAUCCCAUGGAAGGGGAAGGAGAGUUCGAAGAUGAGCCCCCUCAGCACGAGGCUGAGCUGGAAAGCCCAGAGGUCAUGCCUGAGGAGGAGGAGGAGGACGACGAGGAGGAGGACGACGAGGAGGAGGGGGGUGAAGAGGUCCCCACUCCUAGAGGGUCCUCCAGGUCCGCAGGAGGGGCGGCCAAGUCCGAGGGCUCUGAGGGCAGCCCCCCCACCGAUGGCCUCCCGAGUGAGGCGGCCGAAGAUGGCCCAGCUGGGGCACCUGUGCUGUCACAGGCCUCCUCGGGGGCCUGCUUCCCCCGGAAGAGGGUCAGCAGCAAGUCCCUGAAGGUCGGCAUGAUCCCAGCUCCCAAGAGGCUGUGUCUUAUCCAGGAGCCCAAAGUUCAUGAACCAGUUCGCAUCGCCUACGACAGACCUCGGGGGCGGCCCGUGUCCAAAAAGAAGAAACCCAAGGACUUUGACUUCGCCCAGCAGAAGCUGACUGACAAGAACCUGGGGUUCCAGAUGCUGCAGAAGAUGGGCUGGAAGGAGGGCCACGGCCUGGGCUCCUGUGGGAAGGGCAUCAGGGAGCCCGUCAGCGUGGGAACUGCGUCGGAAGGGGAGGGGUUAGGUGCCGACGGGCAGGAGCACAAGGAAGACACAUUUGACGUGUUCCGUCAGAGGAUGAUGCAGAUGUACAGACACAAACGGGCCAACAAAUAGGUAUGUGUGGGAGCUGGUGCAUGGGGCGUUCCGCCCAAGCUGACGUGCUGGUACGUAGAGGCGGUUCCUCCCCCAAAACCAAACAGGAAACCACACACACACACACACACACGGACGUGCACGAAAACAUUCUGUGAGGGUAACAAGGAGUGUCUGGAUGUGGACGUGUCCCACCUCUCCCCUUCCAGGUUUGGUUGAAGGCGCGAGCCCGGCGCUCACAGGCGUGCAGCCCGCCAGCGGGCCUUGGGAGGGGCCUGGUGUCCCGCGAGCGUGAGGGCGAUCUGGAAACCGGCGCUGCACCGCGCAGCUGCUUUGCCACAUCCCUUUUCUGAGCAUCUUCAAAUCCUUUUCCUUCUCAAGGGCCUUGGGCCCAUAUAAACAUUCCCUUCUUUCUCUUCUCUUCUUAGUAGCCUUCCCACCUGUAAUUUCCAACUCAGUUAUGAACAAAAUCAUUCUCUCCCUGAAUAGAUGAAACCAUUGGUGAGACAAAUAAGGCUCGAAGCAGCAGUUACUCUUAAAGCAGCACCUCUGCCCGGAUCUGCCCUGGAGCCAGUGGCCAAGUAGGUCUGGUGUGUCCACGAGAGACGAGCGCCUCUGCAGCUCUGGUGUGGAGGUCCCGCUGGCUUUUCUUCUUAAAAGAGAGUGCCCCACUUCGAUCUGCUUUUUGCCUUUCCCCCUCUUCCAAAUGCUUGCGGCAGCCAGUCCCCUGCAAGUCUUUCCUGGCUCCCACCACAGAAGGUGGUGCUGCCCUUGGAAGCACCGGUCCCUUGUUCGUGCUCCGGCGCCGGCUCUGGUCGGGUCUCCCGUCGCAGGGCGCCUUGCUCUCUGAGGUGCUCUCUUUGCAAACUUGGUGCCAAAAUGAUGACAGAUGGGGGCUUUUCAUUGCUUCUAGGCCGUAAAUAGGGGCUGUAAUCCGGUAUUAGUGGAGUCUGCUUUGGCACACAGCCUGCGGGCUGGGGCUCAGGAGCUCUCCGAGAAGCGGAGAUGCUGGAUUCCACGAACGCGUGACUGAUGGAGGCUCGGCUCUUACAUGCCUCCCGAGAGACGGAGUGGAAGUUGAGCGACAGGAUAACAGAGCUGUGUUUGGUGGGGAGUAAUCAUUAUGUUAAUGAAACUUCCCUCAAAUUCGCUGAUCUCCCUAGAAUCCACAAACUGCAGUUUGCUUUUUUGAAAAACCACAUAUGGAGUCUCUUCUACGAAGGGGCGGGGGUGUAGACUCUUCAGGAAGCUUCGUUUCUGGCAUGCACCUCAGGGCAAAGAAUUGUGUUGUCAGGGCCCUUGUACAGAACAGAAAGCGUC
Lontra canadensis (Northern American river otter) is the source of this 4772-nucleotide messenger RNA. RefSeq names its product SURP and G-patch domain containing 2 (gene SUGP2). Gene Ontology annotation, cellular component: nucleoplasm. The record is from RefSeq and is a predicted model, not a curated record. Gene Ontology annotation, molecular function: RNA binding. Gene Ontology annotation, biological process: RNA processing. NCBI's taxonomy places the organism in Eukaryota, Metazoa, Chordata, Mammalia, Carnivora, Mustelidae. The coding region runs from base 183 to 3473 and encodes 1096 amino acids. The transcript is spliced from 10 exons.